This is a messenger RNA of Adineta steineri, 3240 nucleotides long. The record is from the annotation of a GenBank genome assembly. Lineage: Eukaryota; Metazoa; Rotifera; Eurotatoria; Adinetida; Adinetidae.
AUGGCUGAAGAAAUUGUUCAACAAAUGCGUAUUAUACAAGAGGUAGUUUGUCAAUUAGAUAUUCGUUUAUCUGAUAAUAGACCUGAAAUAACAAAUCAAUAUGGUUAUUUAAAAUUUGAUAUGAAUGAGUUAAGUUCAAUAACACGACUCUCACAAUAUAUUCGAUUAUCUCAUGGAACAAGUGCAAGAACUAUAGUUGAAUUUAUGAGACGUGGUUGGCGUUUACCUACACCGGAUUUAAUUAUUUCGGUUACUGGUGGUGGUAAACAAUGUAAUAUGUCAACACAUCUUAGAAAAACAUUUCAACGUGGAUUAGUUGCUGCUGCUGCAACAACAAAUGCAUGGUUGAUUACAGCUGGAACAAAUGCAGGUGUUAUUAAAGAAGUUGGUAAAGCACUCGAUAAUUAUCGUUAUAAAAAUCGAAAACAUGCUCUUGAUGUUCCAUGUAUUGGAAUUGGUAGUUGGAAACAUACAGCUGGAACUGAACAAUUGAAUUGUACAUCAAAUAUAGAUAUUGAUGUAACUAUAGAUAGAGAAAGUCGAUCAGCAAAUCAUUCUCGACAAAGUACAACUGAAGCAGUUCAUAUGAAUGUUGCUGAUGAAUAUAAUAUACGUUCAUAUUGUUCGGGACAAUCAGAAAACGGACAAUGUGAUUUAGAACCUAAUCAUACACAUUUUUUAUUAUUUGAAGGUGAAUCAUGUACUGCUGAAGAUGUUCUUCUUCGACGAACAGAAAUUGAACAAUAUUUAAGAGAAAUAAAUACAACAUUAAUAACAACAGAUAUAUUAACACCGAUUGUUAUGAUUCUUGUUGAAGGUGGUGCAUUAUCAAUUCGUGCUGUUUGUCAAGCACUUGAAACAAAUGUUCCAUUAGUUGUUGUUAAAGAAUCUGGUCGAGCUGCUGAUUUAGUUGCGGAUUUAUAUACAUAUUUUAAUCAGAUUGAAAUUGAUCAUGGUGUUAGUGACAGAAGAUUUAUUAAUAAAGAUCGUCCUACUGAUAUUUCAUAUAAAGAAAUUCGAUUGAAUUCAAUAUUACAUAAACAUCGAGCUGAUAAUAAUGUAUGGAUUGAUCAAAUAAAAGAACGAUUAUGUAAUAUUAUGAAUCAACGAAGACAUUUAAUAACUAUAUUCAAAUUUGACAGUGAACGACAUCAUGGAAAUUUAGAAGAUGCUAUACUUGAAGCUCUUUUUAAUGCUGCAAAAUUUUCUGAAGGAAUUCAUAAUGAACAACAAUGUCGUGUAGCUGAACUUAAAUUAGCUAUGGCAUGGCAAAAAUUAGAUUAUGCACAAAAACAUAUUCUUACAGAUAGAACUAUUUCUAAAUGGGAAAGGGAUGAUCUUCGUCGAGCUUUACUCGAUGCUUUUCGUCGUGGCCAUGUUGAUUUUGUUGAAUUACUUAUUGAAUAUGGUGCAUCACUGGAAAAAUUAACAAUUAACGAUAUUGAACAAUUAUAUGAAACAGUUGAUGCAGAUAAUGGAUUACCCGUUGAGAACAAAUUAAAACCAACACGAGAUGAUUAUUAUUCAAUUUAUUUUAAUAAACAAUUUCAUGUUGAUAGUAUAUCAUCGGAUAAGAAUUGUCCAUUAGGACAAAAUGCUCGUCGUGAACUAUUUCUUUGGUCUAUUUUUGUUGAUCGAUUUGAACUUGCUAAAUAUUUAUGUUCAAAAACUUGGAAUCAAUCUGUUGCAGCAUUAAUCGGUGCACGAAUAUAUCGAUUAGCAGCUCAAACAGCAAUUCAUUCAGAAACAAAAGAUGAAUAUGAAAAAAAUGCCGAACAAUUUGAUAAUUAUGCAAUGUUAAUUAUUGAUCGAUGUUUUGAUAAUGAUGAAUAUUUUGCUGUUGAAUUAUUAAAACAAAAUGCUGCAGCUUUUGAUAAUGUCGAUCCAUUAAAAGUAGCUCAAGAAGCAAAUUGUCGAAUUUUUCUAGCAUCGAAAUGUGUUCAAAGAUAUUUAGAUAAUCAAUGGUUUGGAAAUAUUAAUUAUAAACGAAAAGCAAUUAAUUUUCGAGUUUUUCUUGUUUCACUUUUCAUUCCAUUGAUGCCUUUAUUUUCUGUUUUCUUACCAUAUGUACAAGAACGUAAAGAGAUAGUUUCAUAUGGAAAAAGUGGAAAUGGUGUUAUUAUUCGUACAGUAAUAAAAUCUGAUCAUGAUGUUGAAUAUAAUCGUGUUCGAUGGUCAGAUAAAUUUAUUUAUUUUUAUCAAGCACCUAUUGUUCGAUUUUAUUAUAAUAUGAUCUUUUAUAUUCUCUUUCUUGGAUUAUUCAGUUAUGUUCUUUUAAUUAAUUUUUUUCCAUGGAAUAUUAUGCUUGAUAAUACUACUCUUUCGUUAGGACAAAGCGAAAUUAUUCUUCAUAUAUGGAUAUGGAGUUUAAUUCUUGAAGAAAUUCAUAAAUUUUAUUUAAUGGAAAAUCAUGAAUAUUUUUAUGAUGUUUGGAAUUUAAUUAGAUUGACAGCUAUUGUUUUAUAUCUCAUUGGAUUUAUGACAAGAUUUGUAUUAAUUGAAGCUAUUUUUACAAUUUCAAAAAUCUUUCUAUGUAUUGAUUUAAUUGUUUGGUUUGUUGGAACUCUUCAUCUAUUUACAGCUUUUGAACGACUUGGUCCGAAAUUAUUAAUGAUUUUAAAUACGAUGAAAGAUCUUCUAUUUUUUAUUUGUUUUAUUCUUAUUUUUCUCUGCGGUUUUUCAAUUGCAUCAUGGUCGUUGAUAAAUACAAAAUCUCAAAUAAAUUGGAUCUAUGAUGAUCAUGGAAAUUUACUUAAUAUAACUGUCAAUACUAUGGAACAUAAAUCAUGGUCAUGGCAAUUAAUUAAAGAUAUAAUUAAUCAUGGAAUAUGGAAAGUAUUUGGACAAAUCGAUCCUAUUCAUGGUACAGAUUCAUAUUCAAAUAUCGCAUUUGUUUUAGCGAUUAUUUUUGUUGCUAUUGCAAAUGUACUUCUUCUUAAUGUACUUGUUGCAUUGUUUAAUGUUACUAUUCAAAAUGUUCAAGAACAAGCUCAUGAUUUAUGGCGAUAUCAACGAUUUUUAAUUGUCAAUGAAUAUAGUAAAAAAACUCCAGUGCCACCACCAUUUAAUACGAUCUAUUAUCUAUUUAUCGCUCUUCGACAUGUCGUAAGACUUUGUCAUAAUUUUAGCGAUGUAAUGCAACGUGAAAGUGCUAUAGCUGAUGAUUUUUGGAGAUAUGCUUUGAAACAUGCUAAGAAAAAUCAUAUGGAUAUGGUUUUAGAAAAUAUUGAACGAAAGUAA